Molecule: messenger RNA, 2562 nt
Organism: Pristis pectinata (smalltooth sawfish)
Lineage: Eukaryota; Metazoa; Chordata; Chondrichthyes; Rhinopristiformes; Pristidae
Product: PH and SEC7 domain-containing protein 1-like
Exons: 14
Coding region: 54-1625 (523 amino acids)
Biological process (GO): regulation of ARF protein signal transduction
Molecular function (GO): protein binding; guanyl-nucleotide exchange factor activity; phospholipid binding
Source: RefSeq, a predicted model, not a curated record
UCACCAAGUGCCAGCUCUACACAGGCAACAACUUACUCAAGGGGGUUCUUGAAAUGGGCGCUGAUGAACCAAAGUCAGAUUAUUCGUCCAGUGACAGCAAUUUGAACCACUUGGUGAUGGACUCAGAGUCUGAGAUGGACAGCACUGAACAGCUGGCUUUGGGAAGCACUGACACUUUGGCUAAUGGCAACAAGACUGACCAAGAGGCUGCCAAACGAUUGGCCAAACGCCUCUAUUACCUAGACGGGUUCAAGAGGUCAGAUGUGGCUCGACAUUUGGGGAAAAAUAAUGACUUCAGUAAGAUGGUUGCUGAGGAGUACCUGAGAUUUUUCGACUUCACGGGACUGAGCUUGGACCAAGCACUGAGGGCAUUCCUGAAGGAGUUUGCACUCAUGGGAGAGACACAGGAGAGGGAACGAGUGCUGAUCCACUUUUCACACAGAUACCACCAGUGUAAUCCGGACACCAUCUCCGCAGAGGAUGGCGUACAUACACUUACUUGUGCACUGAUGCUGCUAAACACAGACCUUCACGGACACAAUAUUGGCAAAAGGAUGUCUUGCUCUGACUUCAUCUCGAACCUGGAGGGGCUGAAUGAUGGCAAAGACUUCCCCAAGGAUUUGCUCAAGGUUUUGUACAGCUCUAUCAAAAAUGAGAAAUUACAGUGGACAAUUAAUGAGGAGGAGCUCCGUAAGUCCUUGUCUGAGUUGGCUGAUGAAAGGACAGAUCCAAGCCUGAAGACCAUGAAGCGGAUCAGCAGUGGCAGCAACCCGUUCCUGGACAUAAUGCAGGACCCCAACGCCGCCACAUACAAGCACGGCUUCCUGGUGCGCAAGGUGCACGCCGACUCCGAUGGGAAGAAAACUCCCCGAGGAAGAAGAGGCUGGAAGACCUUCUAUGGUGUGCUGAAGGGGAUGAUCCUCUACCUACAGAAGGAUGCAUACAAGCCAGAUAAGCAGUUAUCGGAAGAAGAUCUGAAGAACGCCAUCAGUAUUCACCACUCACUGGCAGUGCGAGCAUCUGACUACAGCAAGAAGCCCAAUGUCUUCUACCUAAAGACAGCUGAUUGGAGAGUGUUCCUUCUCCAGGCCCCGAGCUCAGACCUGAUGCAGUCCUGGAUCACCCGCAUAAACCUGGUGUCAGCCAUGUUUUCAGCUCCGCCAUUUCCCGCGGCUAUCGGUUCCCAGAAGAAGUUCAGCCGACCUCUGCUUCCCACCGCUGUAACCAGGCUGUCUCUGGAGGAGCAGAUAAAGGCGCACGACACCAGGCUGAAGGCUAUGACUGCGGAUCUGGCCGAGCAUCAUUCUGUCCCUCCCGACAAGAAGGCGAAGGCGAAAGAGCUGGAGGAAUACAAGCAGAAGGAGGAAUACUUGGAAUUCGAGGAGAUGCGGUUCUGCACGUACGUCACGCUGCUUCGGGCCAAGCUGAAAGCCGGAACCGACGACCUGGACAAGUUUGAUGCCGCCCUGUUCGACACCGCCGAGAACGAGGGAAACGGCCUGAAGAAGUCUCGCUCAAGCCCCUCCCUUAACCUGGAGCAGCCGGCUGUUGCCAUCAGGGUCAAACGGAAUACUUCGGAACGCAGGAGCAGUCGGCACCCUGCCAGCACUAAGCACAAGCUAUAACGCACGAUACUGCUUGACCCGCUGAGUUCUUCCAGUGUUCUGUCUUUGUUUCAUCUCCAGGACCUGACCUUGAAUCCAUUGCAGAGGAAUCUUUAAUGAAAACAGAAAAUGCUGGAAGCACACAGGUCGGGCAGCGUGUAUGAAAAGAGAAACAGUUAAUGUUUCAUCUGAACAUUAGCAACUUCUCCUUCCACAGAUGCUGCCUGACCUGCUGAGUGCUUCUAGCAUUUUCUGAUCUGAUUUCAGACUUCCAGCAUCUGCAGUUUUUUGAUUUUCUUUUGCAGAGUUGAAGAUGUGUGACUGAGACAGCUGCAAAUUUAAAAACAGCAGCAUCUGCAGAAGAACAGAAGCUAGUUGGCAUUUCAGGUCAAUGACUCCUUGGGGUUGCCUCAGGGAAGAGUCUUAAGAAUUCAGUGAGUUCUGCGUCAGCACAGAUGCUGCCUUCAGUGAAGUGGGAAUGAAAUAUUCUCAUCCCAGUUUCUUUAAUUAGCCCAGUUGUUUUCAGUCAUCUCCAUCUGAGAGCAAAUUGGUGGCCUUAAUGAGACGACUGUAGUAAGACUGCAGCAGGUAAUGAGCAUGUCGUUGUAGUGAAGAGAUAGGUGCUGUUGGAAGGUUGAGAGUAAAGGAGAUCAAGGGAGGGAGGGAGGCCUUAGUGUAAGAUAUGAACGAGAGCAGAGGUUUGGAGGUUGAAGUGAAGAACUGUCACACCCUGAAGCACCGAAACCCCUUUUUAUUAUUGAGAACAAAAAGUGACCCAGACCCUCAAAAAAAUAAUUCAAGGAAUGAAUAGACUGAUUCAAAUAAUGAUCCUGGUGACCCCAUGUUUUUCCCUGAGAGGAACCGUCACCAUUUUAUGUCUCCGACCAAGCAAGGAACCUCUUCUUAAAUGUUGAUAGUUAUUUAAUGAUGACAACCAUUGUAAAACUGAAGGAAUACU